AGUCAAAUCGUUUUUUCUUUGGGCUCGAGACUCCUCCACUCCGCUUGACUUUGCGUGAGCAAAGAGCCAUGGGGAACGGGAACGGAGUCGCGUGCAACUUCUGCACCGGAGUGGAGGGCAACGCGAUCGAGGGCUCCUUGGCGAAAGAUGGCCAAAGGGAGAAGCGGGGCCCCCACCGGUUUGAAAAUGGUGCAACCUACACUGGCGAGUGGGUAGGCAGCUGUCGGCACGGCGAGGGGGAGCAGGUUUGGCCGGAUGGUGCCAAGUACAAGGGCCAAUGGGAGAACGACAAAGCCCAUGGCUUCGGCCGCUUCGAACAUGUCGACGGAGAUGUCUAUGAAGGCGAGUGGAGGCUUGACAAAGCCCAUGGCGAGGGCGAGUACCAACACGCUGAUGGUUCGAAGUACAAGGGCCAGUGGGCGGAUGAUAAGCAGCAUGGGCUCGGCACGGAGGAGUGGCCUGAUGGUGCCAAGUAUGAGGGCCAGUAUGAGGCAGGACGAAAAAACGGGAAGGGCCACUUCGCGUGGUCGGAUGGCUCGAUGUACGAGGGUGAGUUUGUCGACAACGACAUCAACGGCCAUGGCGUCUACCAAUGGGGCGAUGGCCGGAAGUACACGGGGCAAUGGGUGAAGAAUCGAAUGCACGGCCAAGGCCAUUUCACCUGGGUCGAUGGGCGUUCCUACGACGGACAAUACAAGAGCGACCAGAAGGACGGCUUUGGUACGUUCAAUUGGCCCGACGGCAGGAAGUACGUCGGAGAUUGGAAGGAAGGAAAGCAGCACGGCGUCGGUACCUACGUCACGGCGUCUGGAGAAGAACGAAAAGGUGAAUGGACGGAUGGCCGGCGAGUGCGGUGGAUGGACGAGAACAACAACUGAGUGGGGUGUGAGCUAUGCACAGCUCCAUGAGUUGGAUGGGCGACACCGCGCGCCGAUUUUUGGUAGCCA
This is a messenger RNA of Durusdinium trenchii, 947 nucleotides long. Lineage: Eukaryota; Dinophyceae; Suessiales; Symbiodiniaceae. The record is from the annotation of a GenBank genome assembly.